AUGGCCGGUGACAGAGACGCCAACGGCUACAACCCCAAGCGGCGAAGGUUGGAGCCUGCAUGGACGCAAAGAAAACCGGGCGAGUCUCGAGGAUCGACGCCUCGAUCCCGGUCCCAAUACCCCCCAACGCCUUCGGGAGAGCCGAAGGAGGCGGAACCGACGGACCAUGAUGCGCUGGUACUCGAUCGGGACUGGUACGGAGGUGACGAGUUCGGCGGCCACACGUUUGGCGACGACGCCCACAACCCUUUCUCCUCGUACGAAAUCUCGUCGUUCGAAAACGCGCAUGAGGAAAAGGCGAAGGCGGAGAAGAUGUCGAGCCGAUACGAUGCGAGGCAGGAGCAGCGGAGGAAGGAAAACGACGCAUGGGAGACGAACCGGAUGCUCGUGUCCGGCGUCGCGCAGCGCAGGGAUAUGGCAUCCGACUUUGACGACGAGGAGGCGUCUCGCAUCCAUCUCCUCGUCCACGACCUGCGGCCCCCCUUCCUGGACGGGCGCACCAUCUUCACGAAGCAGCUCGAGCCGGUUCCGGCCGUGAGAGACUACCAGAGCGACAUGGCCGUCUUCAGCAGAAAGGGGAGCAGGGUGGUCAAGGAAGCCCGUCAGCAGCGGGAGCGGCAGCGGCAGGCGCAGCAGGCGACGAGCAUCGCCGGCACGACGCUCGGCAACAUCAUGGGCGCCAAGGACGAGGACGGGGACAGCGCGCUGCCGGUUCCGGGCGAGGAGGACGGGCUCAAGUCGGAGCGGAAAGGCAACAAGUUCAGCGAGCACAUGAAGAAGGCGGAAGGGGCGAGCGAUUUCAGCCAGAGCAAGACGCUUCGCGAGCAGCGCGAGUACCUCCCGGCGUUUGCCGUCCGCGAGGAGCUGCUUCGCGUCAUCCGAGAGAACCAAGUGAUCAUCGUGGUGGGCGAGACGGGCUCGGGCAAGACAACGCAGCUGACCCAGUUCCUUCACGAAGACGGCUACGGACGGGGCGGCAUGAUCGGCUGCACGCAACCUCGACGCGUGGCGGCCAUGAGCGUGGCGAAGCGGGUGGCCGAGGAGAUGGAGGUCAGGCUCGGCAGCACCGUCGGUUACGCGAUCCGCUUCGAGGACUGCACGAGCAAGGAGACGGUCAUCAAGUACAUGACGGACGGCGUCCUGCUGCGGGAGUCGCUCAACGAACCGGACCUCGGCCGGUACUCGUGCAUCAUCAUGGACGAAGCGCAUGAGCGGGCGCUGAACACCGACAUCCUCAUGGGACUCUUCAAGAAGAUUCUCCAGAGGCGGCGCGACAUCAAGCUCAUCGUCACGUCGGCGACGAUGAACGCGAAGCGCUUCUCCGACUUCUUCGGCGGCGCGCCCGAGUUCACGAUCCCCGGAAGGACCUUCCCCGUCGACGUCAUGUUUCACAGGUCGCCGGUCGAGGACUACGUCGACCAAGCGGUGCAGCAGGUGCUGGCCAUCCACGUGUCGAUGGAUGCCGGCGACAUUCUCGUCUUCAUGACGGGUCAGGAGGACAUCGAGAUCACGUGCGAGCUCGUGCAGAAGCGGCUCGACGCGCUCAACGACCCGCCCGAACUCAGCAUCCUGCCCAUCUACAGCCAGAUGCCGGCCGAUCUCCAGGCCAAAAUCUUCGACCGGGCGGCGCCGGGGGUGCGCAAGUGCAUCGUGGCGACCAACAUUGCCGAGACGAGCUUGACGGUCGACGGCAUCAAGUACGUCGUCGACGCCGGCUACUCCAAGAUGAAGGUCUACAACCCCAAGAUGGGCAUGGACACGCUUCAGGUGACGCCCAUCUCGCAGGCGAACGGGUCGCAGCGGUCCGGGCGGGCCGGGCGAACGGGCCCGGGCAAGGCCUUCCGGCUGUACACGGAGAAGGCGUUCAAGGAGGAGCUCUACCUCCAGACCAUCCCCGAGAUCCAGCGGACGAACCUCUCGAACACGGUGCUCAUGCUCAAGUCGCUCGGCGUCAAGGACCUGCUCGACUUUGACUUCAUGGACCCGCCGCCCCAGGACACCAUCUCGACGUCCAUGUUCGACCUCUGGGCGCUGGGCGCGCUCGACAACCUCGGCGAGCUGACGGAGCUCGGCCGAAAGAUGAGCGCGUUCCCGAUGGACCCCUCGCUCGCCAAGAUCCUCAUCACGGCGGAGGAACACGGCUGCAGCGAGGAGAUGAUGACGAUCGUCUCGAUGCUCUCGGUGCCCAACGUCUUCUACCGGCCCAAGGAGCGGCAGGACGAGGCGGACGCGCAGCGGGAGAAGUUCUGGGUGCACGAGUCGGACCACCUGACGUACCUGCAAGUCUACCAGGCCUGGCGGGCGAACGGAUACUCGGACGGCUGGUGCAUCAAGCACUUCCUCCACGCCAAGUCCCUCCGGCGAGCGAAGGAGAUCCGAGAGCAGCUUCUGGACAUUGUCAAGAUGCAGAAAAUGGAGCUGCGGAGCUGCGGCAUCGACUGGGACGUGAUCCGGCGCUGCAUCUGCUCCGGCUACUACCACCAGGCGGCCAAGCACAAGGGGUCGGGCGAGUACAUCAACCUCCGGACGAACGUGGCGGUGCAGCUGCACCCGACGAGCGCGCUCUACGCCGGCCACCCGCCCGACUACGUCGUCUACCACGAGCUCAUCCUGACGUCCAAGGUGUACGUCUCGACCGUCACGGCCGUGGACCCACACUGGCUCGCCGAUCUCGGCGGCGUCUUUUACUCUGUCAAGGAAAAGGGGUACUCGGCGAGGGAGAAGCGUGUGACGGAGACGGAAUUCAACCGCCGCAUGGAGAUUGAGGCGAAGAUGGCCGAGGACAAGCGUCGCGAGGAGGAGCGCAAGCGGGCCGAGGAGGAACGAGCCAUGAAUAAAACGGCCAAGACGAGUUCCGAGGGCAAGAAAUUUGUCACGCAGGGGGCAGUGAAGAAGCCGAUCGCCAAGCGACGGGGACGGGGGUUCUGA
Drechmeria coniospora is the source of this 2928-nucleotide messenger RNA. Its product is annotated as pre-mRNA splicing factor ATP-dependent RNA helicase prp16. The transcript has a single exon. Gene Ontology annotation, cellular component: spliceosomal complex; intracellular anatomical structure. Bases 1 to 2928 code for a protein of 975 amino acids. Gene Ontology annotation, molecular function: ATP binding; RNA binding. The record is from RefSeq and is a predicted model, not a curated record. NCBI's taxonomy places the organism in Eukaryota, Fungi, Ascomycota, Sordariomycetes, Hypocreales, Ophiocordycipitaceae. Gene Ontology annotation, biological process: mRNA splicing, via spliceosome.